Molecule: messenger RNA, 1811 nt
Organism: Trichoderma virens Gv29-8
Lineage: Eukaryota; Fungi; Ascomycota; Sordariomycetes; Hypocreales; Hypocreaceae
Exons: 1
Coding region: 1-1725 (574 amino acids)
Molecular function (GO): nucleic acid binding
Source: RefSeq, a predicted model, not a curated record
AUGGGCGACGCCAGCGACUUCGUCCGCCUUCACAUCACGCCGCUUGAUGCCGAGCUGAUCAACGUCGUGAUUCCUGCCUCAGUGCGGCCGAGUGCUCGCAAUAUUUCCUACCAUACGCUUGAGACAUUUCCGGAAAGGCGAUACGGAUUUGUUGAACUGCCUGAAGCGGAUGCGGAGAAGUUGAGAAAGAAGCUCAACGGGACAACGCUCAAGGGCUGCAAGAUGCGCAUUGAAAAGGCCCGUCCGGAGACGCGGGUGGAGCCGACUGGAGAGGAAGACGAGGUUCCUGAAAAGAAGAGAAAGUCCUCUAAAGAGGGCAAGGAGAGCUCCAAGAAGCGGAAGCGAGAGCCAGACGUCUUGGAGGGCGUGGCACUGCAUGACCGCCAAGUAAAGCGAGGAUGGACCGAGACGCCGACGACAAACAAGAGGAGAACUAGGAAGGAUAAGGAGAACAAGGAUAAGGAAAAAGAAAAAGAGAAGAAGAAGCGACCCAAGUCUAAAUACACAGAAGGAGAGGAGUGUCUUCUGAAGACGAAGCUGCCGCUAAAUACGAUGAAGAACUUGGCUCCCGAAGAGCUGGAGCUGAAAAAGAGGAGCAAGAAGAAGGGCAGCUCACGACAGGUUGUCAUUCACGAAUUUGAAAAGACUACGAAAUUCCCAGGCUUUCUCAAAACUGCUGCGGCGACCGAUCGGAAAACAGCGACUGAAUAUGUCGAGGGAAAAGGAUGGGUCGAUGAGGAGGGCAAUAUCGUGGAAGAAGUAAAGGAGAAGGAGAAGGAGAAGGCAAAACUCCCACAGCGCCCGAAGAAGGCACCCCAGCCUAGGAAAGUGUCUGAGGAGCCGGAAGAUGAAGAUAGCACCAGCAGCAGUGGCACUUCAUCAGACGGCACAUCGUCUGAAGAGGAGUCUGAAGAAGAAUCUGAGGCAGAGUCUGAAGAGAAAGUUGAGGCGGAAGUUGAAAAAGAGGCAGCGGAAGUGCCCGUUCAAGCCGCAACCAAGCCUGAGGAUGAAGAGGAGAAAGAAGACGACAGUGAUUCUUCAAGCGACGAUACAAGCGACAGUGGCACGUCAAGCGAAGAAGAGGAAGACGAGUCCCCAAAGGCAGCAGAACAAACAACGCCGAUAACCUCCAAGCCAAAUGCUUCCAAAUCCACUCCCGCAAGCGCCAAAUCCCUAGCAAUCAAGAUCCCGCCUCCCGAGACACCCUCAAACGGAAACGUGCAUCCUCUAGAGGCUCUAUACAAGCGGCCGAAAUCUGACAGCGAGAACCCCACGUCUGUUCCCAAGGAAGAGCCGUUCAGCUUCUUCGGUGGAGGCGAAGACGAAGAAGAUGAAUCUGAAGCUACACCCGCCAACGUUGUGCCCAUGACGCCCUUUACGCGCCAGGACUACGAAUGGCGCAACGUCCGCAGUGCCGCUCCCACGCCAGAUACGGCUCAUCCAUCGCGCAUGUCACGCUUUUGGGGUGCCUCGCCGGAGAAAGAUGUGGAGAUGGAGGACGAUGUAGCAAAUGCGUUGCGGGAGGAGGAGCAGGAGAUGGAGGAGGGAGAGGAUGAGGAUGACGGAGGCCCCGGGCAAGGGAAACAGUCUGCCACGACUGAUUUCCAGAAGUGGUUCUGGGAGAAUAGGCGAGAUUUGAAUCGGUCGUGGAUGACGCGCAGGAAGACGGCGGCCAAGGAGAAGAGGCACAGGGAGAAUAAGGCACGGGCAUCAAAGGCACUAUAAGCGCAGUUUUCUUUUUUCAAUCCUAGGGCAUUGCAUGAACAUAGUAAUAUUGUCAUUACGGAGCGAAAUAUAAUAUGGUAGUCUGU